AUGAAGCAGGCGUUCGUGGAUCAAACCACCUCGGUGGCUGUUAAAGAUACCGAGGUUCCAGUUCCCAAUGCCGGGCAGGUGGUCAUCCGCGUCGUUGUAUCUGGCACAAACCCCAAGGACUGGAAAGUGCCCGCAUGGUUCGCUGACAAGGGUCCCACGAACCAAGGAGACGAUAUCGCCGGAUACAUCGAGGCUGUCGGCGACGAUGUCGUCGGUUUCAAAAAGGGCGACAAAGUGGCCGCGUUCCACGAAAUGAGGACCCCCUUCGGAAGCUAUGGUGAAUACGCCAUUGCCUACGCCUACACCACCUUCCAUAUCCCCGAGAAGACCAGCUUUGAAGAGGCCGCAACGCUUCCCUUGGCGUAUAUGACAGCCGCGCUGGGCAACUACCAAGCGCUGAACCUGCCGCUGCCCUGGAACCCGACCAGCGAGCGCCUGCCACUUGUCGUGUACGGCGGCGCAACCGCAGUCGGUGCCUUUGCGAUCAAGCUGGCCAAGAUCUCCAACAUCCACCCCAUCAUCGCAGUCGCGGGCCGCGGGAGCGCCUUCGUCGAGUCGUUGCUCGACCGCUCCAAGGGCGACACCAUCGUCGACUACCGGGAGGGCGACGAAGCCGUCCAAGCCAAGAUCAAGGCAGCAGCCGGUGGCCCAGUAUAUCAUGCGUUCGAUGCGGUGUCCGAGAAAGGCAGCUAUCAGAAUCUCAGCGCCGCCCUCUCCACGCCGGCGAAAAUUGCCGUCGUCCUCCCCGUUGUUGACUAUCAGCCGCCGAGUGGGGUCACUAUUACCCGGGUCAUGGUUGGAACUGUCCACGAGCCCCCGGCGGAAGGGAAGACCAUCGGUGACCGGGAGUUUGGGGCUGCUUUCUUCCAGCUCUUGGGCCGUGGGCUGGCACAGGGUUGGUUUUCGGGACACCCGUACGAAGUACGCCCCGGUGGUCUGCAUGGGCUUCAGGGCGCGUUGCGCGACUUGAAGGAUGGAAAAGCCUCGGCUGUGAAGUAUGUCGUUCGCAUUGCGGAGACGGAGGGAGUGUCGAAGGCGUGA
Molecule: messenger RNA, 1041 nt
Organism: Penicillium chermesinum
Lineage: Eukaryota; Fungi; Ascomycota; Eurotiomycetes; Eurotiales; Aspergillaceae
Product: zinc-binding alcohol dehydrogenase family protein
Exons: 2
Coding region: 1-1041 (346 amino acids)
Molecular function (GO): oxidoreductase activity, acting on NAD(P)H
Source: RefSeq, a predicted model, not a curated record